AUGGAAGGGGUAAGUGGUUCUCUUAUUGAGGUUACACAUGGACCUUUAGACCCUCUUGAAACAAAAGUUGAUCAAGUUAUUUUGUUACAAAACGAGUGCUUAGAAUCUCUUAAAAAGAUUGAGCCGCAAGGACUUGAAGAACUUAAGCGUGUAAUGGCUAAGGUUCCAGCUUAUAUUGCUAAAAUCAAGAAACUCCGUUCAGAAAUGCAGGCAUGCGAAGAACUUGCCGCCAAAAUUACAAAGGGCGUUGAAAAACUAUCCAAAGCAUAA
Messenger RNA from Trichomonas vaginalis G3, 270 nucleotides. RefSeq lists its product as uncharacterized. The transcript has a single exon. Bases 1 to 270 code for a protein of 89 amino acids. The record is from RefSeq and is a predicted model, not a curated record. Lineage: Eukaryota; Parabasalia; Trichomonadida; Trichomonadidae.